CCAGUGCAGAAAGUUUAACGUCAUUCCGUAAAAAAAAAACUCAGACCAGAGCAACAGGAAAAGCCCGAGACCAAGGCAUUUCUCUUCGGUGCACGGGGUCUGCUCUUCAUCUCUCCAACGAGCAGAUCCACUGCCAGUUCCACUGCUUAAGCCUCGCUCUUGCCCGACCAGAAACUCCUCGGUUCUUCUCCGGAGAAGGUUGUGCCGCCGUUUUGCAUUCACAGUGACUGGGGUACAACCGAGAAAGGUGGUCACAUUAAAAACUGCCCCUGCUACGAUGGCCGGAAGAUUAGUUGAGAGCGAGGCGAUUUUCCUGAGCUGGUCUUUGAUUCUGAUCAGUCUUCUAGUGUCGGAUGUGCAAGCAACUGUUUCAUCUGCCAGUUACAAUCUCUAUUCUUCCAGGUCCGCUCCGCAGUACCCUGCCAACAGAGCCCCCGGGCGCGGCAAGAACUGGUGUGCUUAUAUUGUGAAGAAGAAUGUGACCUGUUCGGUGCUGGACGGCGCACAAAGUUACAUCAAGGCCGAAUAUCAACCGUGCCCCUGGGGUCUGGCCAACUGUCCAUCUGCUGUGGUAUAUCGGACCCAUUUCCGCCCCACGUAUAAAGUUGCAUAUAAGGUGGUGACUCAGCUGGCGUGGAGGUGUUGCCCUGGGUUUAAGGGUGAAGAUUGUAAGGAUGGUCUGUCAGCACGUACUGCAGUUUCUCCUCUGCCAUCUUCUGAUCCCCGAAAGAGGAAUCUUAUCCCCGAAACGACAGAGAGCCAAGGAUAUAAAGAGCCAUCUACUGACGCGCAAAGCCUGAAAAUCCAGCAGUUGGAAUAUGAAGUACAACGCCUUAACCAGGUUCUGGAAAAAAUGCAGGCUUCAGUAACGGGAUUGGGUGACAGUCUGAGGCACAGUGUCCAGGAAGAUACCAGCAAAACACUUGCAACAUUGUUGAACAACCUGAGACUAUCUGGCAGUGCUGUUGGCUUUGAGACUGUUCAUGGUUCAACUAUCCAAGAGAAUGGAGAGACAUUUUAUCAAUCAGAAAUGGGUGAAGUGAUGUCUAAAUUAACAGAAGUUAAGGAUGCAUUAAAGACUAAGAGUGAUAUGCUGGAUGAACUGCAUGGAAUGGUGAAUGGACAUGACGGACAAUUGAAGCAGCUCAUGGAAGCAGUUCAAGGACCUAUUUCUACCCAUUCUCCUUUUUCAGAUGGAGACUUUUAUCAAUCUUAUAUUGAUAGCAAAUUUGAAACUCUCAGGGAAGAGAUGAUGGUUGGCAUUGACAUGAAAUUUGCAGAUCUGAAGAAUUCCUGUGAGUACAAGUUAAUGUCUCUCAAAGAGCAGUGUGAAGAAAAUGAAUUGCAGUAUGAGAACAUGGAAAAAUUACUUGAUGAGAAAGAGGAUGAACUGAGAAAGGAGAUCAGUGGCAUCAGAAAUCUUCUAAUGCCAUCACCAGGCCAGUACAACUGCUGUACUUCCAUAGGUGCCUUAAAACGCCGAUUGAAUAAUAUGGAUGAAAGGGUCUACAGAAUAGCUGAUGCAAGCCAGGCAUUAAAUGCUAGAUUGGAUAAUGAAGUGGAGCGUUUUACAACUCUUAAUCUGGAAAAUAUGUUUAGUGAGAGACUAGAAGAAAUUGAAUCUAGAAUAAAUGUAACGGAGAGAAAUGCUGAAGAGCAUUGCUUUUAUAUUGAGUAUAAUCUGAGAGGACUCAUUGAAAAUGAAGUUGAUGGUGUGAAGGAACUGCUAAAGAAGCAGCUCCAGUUGUUACGGACCAAACAUAAUGACGAUUUGGCAGUAAUUGGCAACACAACUUUCAAUGCUGCAAUAGGCAGUGAGCUAGAAUCAUUACUUCAGAGUGAUCUGAAUUCGAGUAAUGAUCAAAUCAAUAAUAUGAUGGAGCAUCUUGAGAACAGGUUGCAGGAGAUAGAGAAUGUAUGCCAGAGUGGUUGUACAUCUGAUACAAGGGAGAUGAAUGACAUCAAAAAGGAUUUAGAAACCUGCAAGAACGAUCACAAGGAGCUGUUAUUAAAAACUGAACAAAACUUAAUUCUUGUUAAAUCUCUUAACAGUACAGUUCAUGAAGGUUUCAAGAAGGUGGAAGAAAAUACGGAUUUAGAAAUGACACACAGAGAAAUUAACAAACUAAAACAUGCAUUAAACACUGUUGAAGAUACUGUACAAACACAGUGGGAAGGUCUGAACAAGAGUACUGAAGCACUCUUAACCGUCGAGUCCAUGUUAACGAAGAAACAGCAGGAGUUCCUGGAUAAAAUUUACAAACUGCAAGAAACGGACAGAAAUUUGGAAACCCAGCUGCACAGGAAUGAGAGUCAGUUCAAUGAAAUGAAGGAACAACUGGAGCAGUUAACGGGUCAGAUGGCUAAAGACAUUAUUACGUGUAAACAUAGUACCCAGGGUAUCCAGAAGGAAGUUUCCCAUAUUGAUAGCAAGGUUGCACACAUUGAGAAUAUUUGCAGUAAGCUGGAUAAUAUUUCUGGCAGCCUACAGCGGAUUAAAGAUGGCCUGAACAAGCAUGUCAGCAGCCUUUGGAACUGUGUCCAUCAGAUAAAUGAAACUGUGAAAUCACACACUACAGAUAUUGUCACGCUGAAGACUGCUGCUCGCCAAUUCCGAACUCAAGUCCCCAAAGUUACACACAAAGUUGAAGAUGUCCUUCCACUUCAACCCAUACCAGUGGAAAGAGGACAAGCAGGACCCCCAGGCCCACCCAAGUCACCGAGACUUCCAUCCAAAACAGCUAAGUUUCCACCCGCCACUGGAACAAGCCAUGGUGUACUUAGGGAAGUAGGUUAUGCAGGUCCACCAGGAUCAAUGGAUACAUCAGAUAAUGAUGGCUCUCACAGAAUGAAGGAACAACAAAAUACACCACCCCCGAAUGGAGAAAAUGGAGUCACCAGGCAUUUCAUCACUGUGGGAGCUCCAAGAAUAGCAGGGAGUACAGUUGUUCGAAAGCACGUGGCCUUUUCUGUAGGCCUGACCAAAAAACCAUUUGUUGGCAAUGCAGGGAUUAUCCGAUUCGAUAAAGUUUUAGUUAAUGAUGGACAUCACUACAGUACAGAUACAGGUGUAUUUACAGCUCCCUUUGAGGGACAGUACCUUAUCACUGCAGUCCUUGCUCCACAGAGGAAUGAACACAUUGAAGCAAUCCUCUCUGUUUCUAAUCAAAGUAUCAUGCAGAUGGACACUUCUGGCUAUCAGAGAGAACUGCUGGAAUCUCAAAGACCCUUUCUGAGGAGAGAGAUUUGUGGAGGAGUUGGGACCUUCAACCUGAUUCUGAAUCUUAAAGUUGGAGAUGAAGUGAGUGUUGUAGUGAUUGAUGGUAAACUAGUUAACACAGAUGAAAUAUAUUCAACUUUCAGUGGAACUUUGCUAUAUGAAACAUCCCCUCAGAGCUAGCCAACUUGAAAGUAGGCCAAAAAAAAAGUUUAAAAACACAUCAACUUAGGGUGUGUGAAGGGAUGUGGAUAUUCCUGAAUCUGACAGUCAAAAAAACACUAUUUUAUAAAAUGUCAAUUCAAUUUUAAGGACUAAUUCCACAAAGUUAGAAUUCUGGAUAAGCUUCUGACUUAUGAUUUUACUAUUGAAGACUUUUAAAUAACCUUUUAGUAAUAGGAUUAUGAUCACAGUUCAUUAUACUAUCUAAAAGUAUUUCCAGUGGAGAGUUAAAGAUUAACUUUUAAACAUAUUUUCACUUGUUGACAAAGUUUACCAGAAUGUCCACAGCUGGAAGAUUCCAACUUCAGUCAGCUGAGGAAAGGUCAUUGUUGUAUUACAUAGUUAAGGAUGAGCAAACUAUAUUCAUGGGAUGGCCAAAAUUUUGCUUCGAUUUUUAAAAAUAUUUUCUGGGUAGUAAUUUUCAGUCAUAUUGUUGAAUGUCUAGUUUUAAUUCAGCAAACAUGAUUUUCCCCUUUACCUUCACUGUUUAUUUGAAUCAAGGGGAAAUGUUCCAUAAAGCUUAGCAAACUUGUCCUCAAAUUUCAAUUAAGAUUGCAUUCAAUCUAAUGUUUUUUUCUAUGGUAUCACUAAUCCACCAAUGUAAAUUUUUCUAUGCAACAACUCUUUGGAGUAAAUUGAUUAGAACAAUUAAAAUUGCAUCAUAGUUGCAAAGGUGCAAAGAUUUAAGGUAAUAAUUUAAACAUGUACUGUGCUUUAUUAUAUGCAAACUUGGUGUUAAUGGACACAGUAGUUUAUUAUACUUGCAACAAGUCAAUCCAGAGUAGCUUUGGUGCAUACCAACAAAAUCAAUACCUCAAGUCAGAUCUAAAAAUGUUAUGGUACAUUGCAUAGAUAAAAUCUUGUCUUGUGCUCUCUUGCUACA
Messenger RNA from Pristis pectinata (smalltooth sawfish), 4322 nucleotides. Its product is annotated as EMILIN-2-like. Bases 278 to 3400 code for a protein of 1040 amino acids. Gene Ontology annotation, molecular function: protein binding. The record is from RefSeq and is a predicted model, not a curated record. The transcript has 8 exons. NCBI's taxonomy places the organism in Eukaryota, Metazoa, Chordata, Chondrichthyes, Rhinopristiformes, Pristidae.